Varanus komodoensis (Komodo dragon) is the source of this 3885-nucleotide messenger RNA. RefSeq names its product LLGL scribble cell polarity complex component 2 (gene LLGL2). The transcript is spliced from 26 exons. Gene Ontology annotation, cellular component: cytoplasm; plasma membrane; cortical actin cytoskeleton. Gene Ontology annotation, biological process: regulation of protein secretion; regulation of establishment or maintenance of cell polarity; regulation of Notch signaling pathway. Bases 100 to 3168 code for a protein of 1022 amino acids. The record is from RefSeq and is a predicted model, not a curated record. Gene Ontology annotation, molecular function: myosin II binding; GTPase activator activity. Lineage: Eukaryota; Metazoa; Chordata; Lepidosauria; Squamata; Varanidae.
CCGGAGGUAUCCAGGAAGGAGAGGCGGCGGCGCGAGGAGGAGUUGGGGCGCGCCGGGGGACGCUGCACGGUUUCAGUGCCAAGUGCUUAAAGAGGAAAAAUGAGACGGUUUUUAAGGCCUGGACACGACCCAGUUCGAGAGAGGCUCAAGCGAGACCUUUUCCAGUUCAACAAGACAGUUGAACAUGGCUUCCCCCACCAACCCAGUGCCCUGGGUUACAGUUCUUUCCUCCGUCUUAUGGCUAUUGGGACACGGUCAGGAGCUAUCAAACUCUAUGGAACUCCGGGAGUUGAAUUCAUGGGUUUGCAUGAAGAGACCAACACAGUUGUACAAAUACAUUUCAUUCCUGGGCAGUGCCGCUUAGUGACACUACUGGAUGACAACAGCCUGCAUUUAUGGAUCCUGAAACAGUCCAACAGCGGUACAUCUGAGCUUCAAGAGGAAAGGCAUUUCACUCUCCGAGGACCCCCUGGUUCCCCUCCAAGUGCCACACAGGUAACAGCAAUCCUCGCACAUUCCUCACAGGAAUGUCUGUACCUGGGCACUGAGAGUGGUAAUGUCUUUGUGGUGGAGCUCCCAUCCUUCAGAGUGCUGGAAGAUCGGACCAUUAGUCCAGAGGUUGUGCUGCAACGGGUACCAGAGGAUUAUCAAAACAGGCGGUCACUUGAAUUGGUUGAAGCCUUACGGGAACAUCCCCGGAACUCCAAUCACAUCCUGAUUGGAUACAGCAGGGGCCUCAUUGUCCUCUGGGACUUGAUAAAUAGCAGAGCAACACAUCAUUUCCUUGGCAGUCAGCAACUGGAAAACCUCUUCUGGCAAAGGAAUGGCCAUCAGAUCAUCAGCUGCCAUUAUGAUGGAAGUUACACCCAGUGGCCUGUUUCCAGUGAUGACAGGCAGCCUUCGCCUCUGGAAAGCAAAGUGCCUUAUGGUCCUUUUCCUUGCAAGGCCAUCUCCAAGAUUUAUUGGCAAACAACAAAGACUGGGCUCCCUUACAUUAUAUUUCAAGGAGGGAUGCCCCGGGCAAGCUAUGGUGACCGGCAUAGCAUUUCAGUUAUUCAUGGCAAUCAGCAAACUGCCUUUGACUUCACAUCGCGUGUGAUAGACUUCUUUGUCAUUGCCACUGCUGACCCAUUUGCAGAGUUCGAUGACCCGUCUGCUCUGGUCGUGUUAGCAGAGGAAGAGCUGGUAGUCAUAGACCUCGUGUCUCCAGGCUGGCCGUCCAUCCAACCUCCGUACCUUGCAUCUCUCCACUGCUCGGCCAUCACGUGCUCCCAUCACGUCUCAAACAUCCCUCUAAAGCUGUGGGAAAGGAUCAUCAGUGCUGGGAGCAAGCAGAACUCCCAGUUCUCUAAAAUGCCAUGGCCAAUUAAUGGAGGCACCAGCAAAGCUCCAGAUCCACCCCAGCGGGACUUGCUGCUUACCGGGCAUGAGGACGGCACAGUGCGGUUCUGGAACGCUUCUGGGGUGUGUCUGAACCUUCUGUACAAGCUGAGCACAGUGAAGGUGUUCCUCACAGAUGCCGAUCCCAACGAUAACAUGAACCAGAUGGGAGAGGAUGAGUGGCCUCCGCUGCGCAAGGUUGGCUCCUUUGACCCUUACAGCGAUGACCCCAGACUUGGGAUCCAGAAGAUCUUCCUGUGCAAAUACAGUGGCUACUUGGCGGUAGCAGGAACAGCAGGGCAGGUACUUGUAAUGGAGCUCAAUGAUGAGGGAGCAGAGCACGUGGUUGACCGUGCGGAAGCAGACCUCCUCCAGGACCAGGAAGGCUACAAGUGGAAGGGUCACGAACGGCUGAAAACCAGAGAUGGGCCUGUUCAAUUUGAACCUGGAUUCCAGCCUUUUGUCUUGAUCCAGUGUCAGCCGCCGGCUGUAGUCACUUCACUGGCUCUUCACUCGGAAUGGAAGCUUGUGGCCUUUGGGACAAGCCAUGGCUUCGGGCUCUUUGAUCAUCAGCAGAAGCGGCUGGUCUUUGUCAAGUGUACCCUGCAUCCCAGUGACCAGCUAGCCUUGGAGGGCCCUCUUUCCAGGGUGAAAUCUUUAAAGAAGUCCCUCCGCCAGUCCUUCCGGCGGAUGCGAAGAAGCAGGGUCUCGAACAGGAAGCGGCGAACUGCUGAGGUACAAGAGGGAAUUUCCAGGCAAGAUCACGAUGCGUUACAGGAGAUAGAACUGGCCCCCGUCCAACGAAAGAUUGAAGCCCGGUCGGCAGAGGACUCCUUCACUGGUUUUGUGCGCACCUUAUACUUUGCUGACACCUUCAUAAGAGACAGUUCCCGGCACAGUCCCUCCCUGUGGGCAGGCACCAACGGGGGCACAGUCUACGCCUUCUGUCUGCGUGUUCCUCCAGUGGAAAGACGAAUGGAUGAGCCUGUCAGAGCAGAGCAGGCCAAAGAGAUCCAGCUCAUGCACAGAGCUCCUGUUGUUGGGAUCCUGGUUCUGGAUGGCCAGAACACGCCUCUUCCAGAGCCUCUGGAAGUAGCCCAUGACCUCUCGAAGAGUCCCAACAUGCAAGGUAGCCAUCAACUUCUCGUCGUGUCUGAAGAGCAAUUUAAGAUUUUCACGUUGCCAAAGGUCAGCUCCAAACUGAAGCUCAAGCUGACAGCUCUGGAAGGCUGUCGGGUGAGGAAGGUGGCCGUCGCCAGCUUUGCCAGCUGCAAGACUGAGCACUGUGAGAACGAUCUGGCUGUUCUGACAAACCUGGGAGACAUCCAGAUCAUCUCCCUGCCUUCGCUCAAGUUUCAAGCACGGUACUCCUGUAUCCGCAAGGAGGACGUGAGCGGCAUCGCAUCCUGUGUGUUCACCAGAUAUGGGCAAGGGUUCUAUCUCAUCUCCCCAUCAGAGUUUGAGAGGUUUUCUCUUUCUGCAAAGUGGCUUGUGGAGCCGCAGUGUUUAGUCAGAGUGCCUGAAAGUGCCGGCAACAGCCACAUGCAUAACACAUCCGGCAUGGAGAAGGCUUCGAGGAAAUCCAACAGGGAAUCGGGACAGAGCUCUGGUGAUCCAGGUGGAAAUGACGGCGUGCAUGGCAGGCUGAUGGAACAUGCCCUGCUCAAUGAUGAAAGUGUGCUGAAGGAAAUUCAAAGCACUCUAGAAGGUGGAAGAGGGAGUUACGGUGACAGAAUUUCAAGGAAAAUCCAAGCAGGGCACAGGCUCAGUAAUGGAGGAGCAGAAUGAUUGUGCUGUGUCCAGGUCACCGUGAGGUCUGGCAUUUGGAAAGGGUGCCAUAACACUACCGACUGUAUAGGUCCACCAUUCAUGGAGGGAAGCAUCCACUGAGCACAGCCUCGGAUUGAAUUGCAGGGCUGAGUCUUGUGUGGCCACUCACUCGCCUCCCGAUCCUCCUUUUCACUGUGCCUCACCUGAAGCCCUCCACACCUGUUUUUUUCAGCCUUAUCCUGAGGCUGGAUUGGUUCCCUUGGCCUGUUUCCCUUUAUACCUCUGGAUAGGUUAUUUGUGAUUCUUCAAAUGUUUGCACAAGUUCUUUUCUUUUAAAAAUAUUUCUAUUGGGAUGGGUUUUAAAUUAUAAAUGUUGCUGCCUUGGGAACAGAGUUUUUUUUUUUAAAAAAUACUGUUACCUUUGAGUAAAAUUAUUUUUUGUACAUUUUUAAAAAUCAUACUGGUGUUUAAUAGAGAGAUAUUUUAGAAGCGUGCUUUUUUAAAAAAUCUUGAAUGAAAUAAUAUAUGUCACUUUAGAUCCCUGUGGCUGCUGUAAACUCUUUUUCAGUGCCGAAACUGCAAGGUUUUGUUUUGUAAUUGUACUGUGAUUUCGCAGACUUGAGUAGAAUCUUAUUUUUGUAGCUGUACAAAUCAGGGGAAAUUGAUUCAAUUUAACUUGAUUUGUGUGUGGACACUACACUGAUUUGUCUUAAAAUAAACCAAUACCAUUACCUA